This is a messenger RNA of Dermacentor silvarum, 465 nucleotides long. Its product is annotated as probable ATP-dependent RNA helicase vasa-like. The coding region runs from base 71 to 385 and encodes 104 amino acids. Gene Ontology annotation, molecular function: nucleic acid binding; zinc ion binding. The record is from RefSeq and is a predicted model, not a curated record. Lineage: Eukaryota; Metazoa; Arthropoda; Arachnida; Ixodida; Ixodidae. The transcript has 2 exons.
GGCUGAAGUCCCGAGUAGUUUCACGGCCGAUUUCUUCGGGCUAGGCCGUGGACGCGAAACCAAAGUGGGAAUGGAAGCAGCAACCUCCCGGCGGCCUUGUGGCGCAGGUUGGGGCGCCAUGGGAUCUACCUGGCACAAGAACGUCCGCAACCGAGGCGUCUUGGCGGCUGGAGCGGACUGCUGGGGUGAGGACACCCCGGAGAAGGAGCAGCUCACUUUCAUCUACGGGGGCGUCCGCCAUUCGGAGCGUGGCAGAUCAGCGAGUAGCACCGGCGGCCGUGCACACUUCGAGGGCAACCAAGAAGGGCAUAUGAGCCGGGAAUGUUUGCGCCACGGCCGAGGCUGCUUCAAGUGUAGCGAGGAAGGGCACAUGAGUAGAGAUUGAUUUGUGGACACUUGGGCGGGACAGACCCAGAUGUGGGCCGCUACGCUUCGUGUGCGGCCAGAUUAGGCGUUUUGUGUGUA